Medioppia subpectinata is the source of this 258-nucleotide messenger RNA. NCBI's taxonomy places the organism in Eukaryota, Metazoa, Arthropoda, Arachnida, Sarcoptiformes, Oppiidae. The record is from the annotation of a GenBank genome assembly.
AAUGUGAACGAUGUGUUGAACGUCAACUGUACGAGUGCUGCACAUGACUGCCAACUCAAAUGGCUUGUUAAUGAUGAUCAGGCAAACGCGAGUCAACUAAUCCGGUACAGUAGCGAAACGAGUGGCCACUCGGGAGAGUUGGUGUUGGGCCUGACAUUUGUGAUGGAAGUGCAUCACUUCCAGAUGCAAGAACUUAAGCUCAAAUGUGUGGCACAGUUUCACCGGACGAUCGCCGACUUUCAGGAGCACAUUGUCAUC